AUGUCGCCGGUACUCAGCGAAAUCCUCCGGUCCGGUUUUCAGAUCGUUUCCUCUCUCCGGCGAGGGACUCAUCUCGUUCAAUCCUUGUCCGUCGUCUUCCUUUACUGGUUUUACGUUUUCUCCGGAAACUCGUCCUCCGGUUCGCCGCCGGUUCGGAACUCUGGUUCGUACGGGGAUCAGCAGAACCUGCGGAAAAGGAAGCGGAUGGAUUCGAACCGGGAGUCCGCCCGGCGGUCCAGGCAGAGGAAGCAGAGGCAGCUCGACGAUCUAACGGCUCAGGUUGCUCGGCUGAGGAAGGACAACGGUCAGAUCUCGGGCAGCAUAGAUCUGACCACGCAGCACUGCGCGCGCGUGGAGGCAGAGAAUUCGGUCCUGAGGGCGCGGGUGGCGGAGCUCACACAGAGGCUCCGAUCCCUUAACGAGAUCCUCAAUCUCAUGAGCUCUGCCGGGGCCGACGGCGGCGGAGCCGCCGCCGGAGGGUGCGUUUUCGAGGCGGAGGGGUUUCCAGGUCAGGGGUUUGGAGACGGGCUGUGGAGUACGGUGGGGUUUAAUCAGGAGAGCAAGUCUAGUUUCGCGUCAAGAAACAUAUGCUAUCUUGUGAAGAAGGCCGAGAGUCAAUGGUGGAGUAGGCUUCUAAAGCAAGAGGGAAAACCCCCUGCAUUUCUGAAAAAGCUUAACAUGGGUGGAGCUGGGGAUUUUGAAGAUGACAUUCCAGAUGGCGAUGAAGAUGAUGAGAGUGAUACUGAUGAUGAGAAUAAGGGAGACACAGACACUGCUAAUGGUGGUCAUGAAGCAGCACCUGCUACUAACACUGAAUCUAAGAUGAAGGCUUGA
Messenger RNA from Striga asiatica, 834 nucleotides. The record is from the annotation of a GenBank genome assembly. Lineage: Eukaryota; Viridiplantae; Streptophyta; Magnoliopsida; Lamiales; Orobanchaceae.